CAACCCGGAACCUUUAGGUCCACUAACUAUUCCUAACAAACCAUCGCAGGGAACUCAGCCCUUGUUUUAUUCCGUAGAACAAGUUGAAGUAUUUCUCCGAGCGAAGUCGCUGCUGCGGGCCGAAGAAGUUCCUUCCGCGGGGGAAAGUAGACCCUCGCAGAUGCCUCUCGCUCCAGCCGCGGCGGUUCCUGUGGGACAGUGAAGUUUAUCACAGUUAGUGAAGUUAGUCCUCGACUCCUCGAACCAGUGGCGGAGCUACGAGGUGCCAACAUGCCUCAACAGAAGGACAUAGUGAAGAUUGCUAUCCAGAUGCCAGGGGCCUACCCCCAGCUCAUACAACUGGACCAGAAAAAGCCUCUGUCUGCUGUGAUAAAGGAAGUGUGUGAUGGCUGGAACCUCCCGGGUCCUGAUAACUACGCCCUGCAGUACGCUGACGGAGUCCAGACGUACAUCACUGAGUCGAACCGUCUGGACAUUAAGAACGGCUGCAUUCUGCGUCUGACCAAGGCACCGGGCCGCUGUGCAGAGGACCUGUACAAGGGCAUCCAGAGCUCCGACUCGGGGGUGCGCUGCGAUUCGCUGAAGGAGCUGGCAAAGGUUUCCACCGACGUGACCUUCGCUCAGGAGUUCAUCAGUCGAGACGGACACCUCUUAUUGGUCAAAAUAGUAGAGGACGCUAAUGAGAGCAAUGUGAUAAUGACCCACACGCUGAGUGGCUUCAUGGAGCUGAUGGAUCAUGGGAUAGUGUCAUGGGAGAACCUGUCGUCUGUCUUCAUCAAGAAGAUUGCAAGCUUUGUCAACGCCAAGCUGACCGAUGCGUCUAUACAGCAGGUGUCCUUGGACAUCCUGGAGAGCAUGGUGCUGAGCAGCCACAGCCUCUUCUUGGAGGUCAAACAGGAGAUCACUAUGGAGCGUCUCAUCGCUCACCUCCAGGUGACGAACCAGCAGAUACAGACCAAAGCCAUGGCGCUACUUAUGGCGCUGCUACAAACAGCCGGGGACACAGAAAGACAGUCGGUCAACAAACCCGCCCUUCUUCUCAGCACAUGGGCCCUGAAACCAAACGAGGAGGCGGGGCUAGAGAUGCAUGUACCAGAUAUUUUAGCGUUCCUGAAUAAGAAGAAUCUCCGGCAGUACAUUCAUAAAAACAUCAUCCAUAGUUCUGGUUCAGUCCAGGACAAGAUGGCCCACUACCUCUAUGUCCUACAGUCCGUCACCUUAAAUCACAUGGAGGCCCGCAUGAGGACUCCUAUGGACUGUUACAGCCAGGAGCAGAGAGAUAUCCUCCACAACCUGCGGCUCGUGGCAUUUGAGACGGAGACGGAGAACAGUCUGAACCACGAGAGACGCCGCUCGCUCUGCGCCAAAGAGUUCAAGAAGUUGGGCUUCUCUAACAAUAGUAACCCCGGUCAGGACCUGGUGCGGACGCCUCCCGGUCUUCUCGCUCUGGACACCAUGUGUUAUUUUGCUGCACGCUACACUGACGCCUACAGCAGGUUUGUCCUGGAGAACAGCAGCAGGGAAGACAAACACGAGUGUCCGUUUGGACGCAGCAGUAUCCAGCUCACCCUCAUCCUGUGUGAGAUCCUUCGUAUCGGCGAGCCCCCCUCGGAGACGGGCAGCGACUACCAUCCCGUCUUCUUCAGUCAGGAUCGGCUGAUGGAGGAGCUGUUCUGUGUCUGCAUUCAGCUGAUCAACAAGACGUGGAAGGAGAUGAGGGCCACGCAGGAGGACUUUGACAAGGUGAUGCAGGUGGUGAGGGAGCAGAUCACCAGGACGCUAUCCAGUAAGCCGACCUCCCUGGAGCUCUUCAAGAACAAAGUCAAUGCCCUGAACUACAGUGAGAUCCUCAAACUGCGGCAGACGGAGCGGCUGCACCAAGAAGAGACGCUGGCGCUGCCCGCAGUUGAGCUCAAAGAGCGCCUGAAGCCGGAGCUGCUGGAGUUGAUCCGCCAGCAGAGACUCAACCGGCUGUGUCAAGGAACCAUGUUCAGGAAGAUCAGCAGCCGACGCAGACAGGAUAAACUGUGGUACUGCCGCUUGUCCCCUAAUCACAAAAUGCUUCACUACGGUGAUGCGGAGGAAGACACCGACAGUCCCACAAUCGAAGAGCUGCAGAAGAAGAUUCCAGUAGCAGAUAUCCAAGGCCUGCUGACGGGGAAAGACUGUCCCCACAUGAAGGAGCACAAAGGCAAACAGAACAAGGAGAUACUUGACCUGGCAUUUAGCAUCACAUAUGACGUAGAGGAGGACAGCCUGAACUUCAUCGCCCCCUCCAGAACAGACUUCUGCCUGUGGACAGAUGGACUGAGCGUUCUGCUGGGCCGAGACAUGACCAGCGAGUCAAUGCACAGCGAGCUGGAGAUCCUGCUCUCUAUGGAGAUUAAGCUCCGCCUCCUGGACCUGGAGAACGUUCCCAUCCCCAAGAGCGCGCCGGUCGUCCCCAAACCGCCGAGCAACUACAACUUCUGCUACGACUUCAGCCAGACGGAGCAGUAGAGUGUGUGCGUUUUGCUGUAGUGCAACUAAGACGUGUGAAAGUGUAAAAAAAUAAUAAUGUGUGUGUGUGUGUGUGUGUGUGUGUGUGUGUGUGUGUGUGAAAUGGUGCACGUGUGUUGAGCUCCGCCCUGUGCCUCCAUGCACUUAUUCCUAUAACACCGGUUUAUUUUGUUUUGUAAUGAUCAAUCAAUAAUUCUCAAUACAUCUUAACUAAACCGUGUCUUUUUUUUUCUUUUGAAUGGGCAGAACAUAGAAGCCGGUGCUUUCUCAACACACGGUACAUGUCCUUCAUUUCCAACAUAUGAAGGACAAGUACAGCGGGUUUUAUUUUCGUGUUAGGCAGUGUUUUACUUAAAUAUACCUAAUACAGGUACUGGCCUUGGUAUGGAUCCCAGUGGCUCAAUAUGGUUACUAUGAAGUUAAGCUCUGUUUAACGUCUCGUUCUAUUACAGUGAUGCACAGCUACACUCAUAAACAAGCCAACCUUUUUGUUUUUUACUUUAGUUAUUAUCAACAGGAGAACGGUACCUUUGCUGUGAUCAACAGUUUUUUAAUGAGCAGAAUUUAUGACAAAUUGUGCAUCCAGCCAGCAAUCAUCUGCGUAAAUCUGUAUGACGCAGAAUGCAAUCAACGGUUUUUCCUCAACUGUUUGAUCUGAAACUGAUCGAUUUUACAAAAUGGACAAUAAUAUGACGGUGAUGAUAUGAGGCAGCGUGCUGCGGCACAGUUUGCUACAGUCUGACUCUCAAAGUAAGUAGUGACUAACUGACCUAACGGUCUGCUCUGUAUCACGCACUUUUGAUGACUUUUCAAUAAUAAACAGUUUGAAUAUACCGAAAAA
Messenger RNA from Gasterosteus aculeatus aculeatus (three-spined stickleback), 3340 nucleotides. Its product is annotated as engulfment and cell motility protein 3-like. Gene Ontology annotation, biological process: cell motility; actin filament organization. The record is from RefSeq and is a predicted model, not a curated record. Lineage: Eukaryota; Metazoa; Chordata; Actinopteri; Perciformes; Gasterosteidae.